GGCGCGAGCAAAGAGAUACACACACACGCACACACGCUCCUCGAGAUAUUAUAUAGAGCAUAUAUCUCCCGUGUGGAGGCGGUGCGUGUGAGGGCGCGAUGAAACGCCAUCGUCACCGGAGCCCGGUCGCAGCGAUCGCCCCGACAAAAGCAAGAAAAGCCGGGCCAAAAUGCUGAAGGAAGUCGGCUGCGGUGCAGGCGGCACGCCCCCGGCAGCCGACGGCGCUCGCCUCCAGCAGGGAGCCCCCGUUCCUCCGGACAACGUUACCGGCGGACAAAACCACAGGCCGGAGGACACCGCGGGCCUCAAGGCACUCGCAUGCGGUGGUUGCGGCCGCGACAUAGCCGAGCGCUGGUACCUCAAAGCGGCCGACCGCGCCUGGCACUGCGGCUGCCUCAGGUGCUGCCACUGCCGGCUACCCCUGGCCGCCGAGCUCACGUGUUUCUCCAGGGACGGAAACAUUUACUGCAAGGAGGACUACUACAGGCUAUUCUCGGCAUCGAGAUGUUCACGUUGCCGGGCGGGCAUAUCCGCGACGGAAAUGGUGAUGCGAGCGCGGGACCUGGUUUAUCACGUGGCUUGCUUCACGUGCGCCUCCUGCGGCACUCCGCUUAACAAGGGCGACCAUUUCGGCCAGAGGGACGGCCUCGUUUAUUGCAGACGAGACUACGAGCUGAUAUGCUGCUCCGUGGAUUACGGGAGCACGUCGGGGAGCGUCGACGAUCUCGGCUCGCCGGGGGUGUCGCCGCUGCCGGGCUACUACAGCGCAGCCGAGCAGAGUCCCAUAACGUCGGGCGGCGGUGCCAUCGGGGGUGGCGCUCAGAAGGGCAGGCCGAGGAAGAGGAAGCUCUCGGAGAUCGCGGGCUCCGAACUGCCCGUCACCAUGAGGCUGGCCGCUGGCGCGCUUGAGCUGCUGCAUCCCACGGAGUUGUCCUCGUCGAUGGAGUCUCUGGCGGCUUACGACGCGUCCACGGGUUCUCCGGGUGGUCUGAUGCAUCAGAGCCAACGCACAAAGCGGAUGCGCACGAGCUUCAAGCACCACCAGCUGAGGACGAUGAAGAGUUACUUUGCCAUCAACCAGAAUCCCGAUGCCAAGGACCUCAAGCAGCUCGCGCAGAAGACCGGCCUGUCGAAGAGGGUCUUGCAGGUCUGGUUCCAGAACGCGCGGGCGAAAUGGCGGCGCAACAUGAUGCGCCAGGAGGGCGGCAACAGCAUCACCAUAGGCGGGGGCACGAUGGGCGGGUGCCCCGGUACCCCGGCGUCCUCGAGCACCGGGGGUGGCUCGCCGGCCGGUCUCGGUGCCGGUGGCGCUAGUCUGCUCACCGACAGCAAUAGCAUGCCCUCCACCUCCAUGGAGGAGCUCCACGCGCUCCACCACCUGCACUCGUCCCAGGUUCCCUUCUCCGAUCUCUAUUGACGCUGAUUUGGAGGGAAAACAAAAUUUGCAC
Messenger RNA from Copidosoma floridanum, 1448 nucleotides. RefSeq names its product LIM/homeobox protein Lhx9. Gene Ontology annotation, biological process: regulation of transcription by RNA polymerase II; neuron differentiation. Gene Ontology annotation, cellular component: nucleus. The record is from RefSeq and is a predicted model, not a curated record. Lineage: Eukaryota; Metazoa; Arthropoda; Insecta; Hymenoptera; Encyrtidae. Gene Ontology annotation, molecular function: DNA-binding transcription factor activity, RNA polymerase II-specific; RNA polymerase II transcription regulatory region sequence-specific DNA binding.